AUGAGGAUAAACCCACGACUACUAAUGGCGACGAUUACAUCUGCCGGAAUGAAGAAAGGCUUCAGACCAGCUCCAAUGGCUCUUUUACCACCGAUACCGUUAUAUAGGAGACUGCUCCGAUCACACAGGAAGCAUCUACCACGAGAAAUGCGUUUGCUAGGAGACGAGUACAUAAAGAGUGAAUUUAGAGCCCAUCGAGACGUUGAAAAUCCCGUACAUAUCAUCGGAUUCUUGACCGAAUGGCAACUCUAUGCACAGAAACUGGAGGGUGAUUCGUGGAUUGGAGAGCGUAUGGAUGCUGGGAAGAUCGAGAAGAUGAGCGAUGAGCAGAUUGGGCAAUUCUACGAGCUCAUGCAGGCCGUCAAAAAGUCAUCAGGCGAGAAUGACACCGAGCAAUAA
Lachnellula hyalina is the source of this 399-nucleotide messenger RNA. It is a transcript of the gene acu-17, whose product is annotated as Succinate dehydrogenase assembly factor 3, mitochondrial. Lineage: Eukaryota; Fungi; Ascomycota; Leotiomycetes; Helotiales; Lachnaceae. Bases 1 to 399 code for a protein of 132 amino acids. Gene Ontology annotation, cellular component: mitochondrial intermembrane space; mitochondrion. The record is from RefSeq and is a predicted model, not a curated record. Gene Ontology annotation, biological process: mitochondrial respiratory chain complex II assembly; succinate metabolic process. The transcript is spliced from 3 exons.